UCGUAUCAGCCAUUGUGUUGGUACCAGAACGGAGAAAAUAUGAUUGUCGGGCCGGAGAUGGUACAACAGACUACGGAGAAGGUUCGCGAGAUAAGGAAAAGGAUGAAGGUCUCGCAAGAUCGUCAAAAGAGUUAUGCCGACAAACGCCGUAAGCCAUUGGAGUUUGAAGAGGGUGAUCAUGUCUUUCUUAGAGUUACGCCUACCACAUGUGUUGGGAGAGCUAUCAAGUCCCGAAAGUUGUCUCCAAAAUUUAUUGGACCAUACGAGAUUAUCGCUCGAGUGGGACCGGUAGCCUAUCAGAUUGCAUUACCACCAUUACUAUCCAAUAUUCAUGAUGUAUUCCAUGUCUCGCAGUUGCGGAAGUACAUAGCAGACCCUUCCCAUAUAAUUGAACCUGAUACAGUGGAAUUGCAUGAUAACUUGUCUUUUGAAGUGCCCCCUGCAAAGAUUGCUGACAGGAAGAUCAAACAGUUAAAGAACAAGAAAAUUCCUUUGGUCAAGGUCAUUUGGAAUCAAGCUACAGGAGAUGCUACUUGGGAGUUGGAAGAUAAGAUGAAGGAGCAGUAUCCGGAUCUCUUUUCUAGUGUCAGUUUCGAGGACGAAACUAUUUUAAGGGGGUAUACCGAUAGACUGAAAAGUGUCAUUCAUCACUUCAAUCAAGCAUUAUCUUUGGAUCCAUUACAUUGGGUUGCUUAUGAAGAACUAUGCAUAUUAGGAUCGUCUUAUGCAUCGUAACUGAUUUUUUAUUGUCUCUAGCUCAAGUAUUUCCACUUAUCAUUCAUCUAGAAACGUCGUUAUAAAAUUAUGUCGAUCUUCUGAAGGCCACUGAGUAAAGUCCUUAUUUUGAUUCCUCUGUU
This is a messenger RNA of Trifolium pratense (red clover), 857 nucleotides long. RefSeq lists its product as uncharacterized. NCBI's taxonomy places the organism in Eukaryota, Viridiplantae, Streptophyta, Magnoliopsida, Fabales, Fabaceae. The coding region runs from base 40 to 735 and encodes 231 amino acids. Gene Ontology annotation, molecular function: protein binding. The transcript has 2 exons. The record is from RefSeq and is a predicted model, not a curated record.